Molecule: messenger RNA, 1228 nt
Organism: Phodopus roborovskii (desert hamster)
Lineage: Eukaryota; Metazoa; Chordata; Mammalia; Rodentia; Cricetidae
Gene: Ngrn
Product: neugrin, neurite outgrowth associated
Exons: 3
Coding region: 1-849 (282 amino acids)
Cellular component (GO): nucleus
Source: RefSeq, a predicted model, not a curated record
AUGGCGCUUCCCCUGAGUCUCCUGCUUGGCGGUCGUGUCCGCGCCGCAGUUGCUCGCUGUGGGUUCGCGACCCAGGGUGUGGGGGGCCCAGGCCUCGCGGGCCGCGAGCCGGACCCCGAUUCCGACUGGGAGCCGGAGGAGCGGGCGCUCCAGGAGGUGGAGAGUACUCUGAAACGGCAGAAAAAAGCAAUGCGAUUCCAGAAACUUCGAAGGCAAAUGGAGGCUCCAGGUGCUCCACCCAGAACACUGACAUGGGAAGCAAUAGAGCAGAUCCGGUACUUACAUAAGGAAUUUGCAGAGUCCUGGUCAGUUCCCAGGUUGGCAGAAGGCUUUGAUGUCAGCACCGAUGUUAUCAGAAGGGUUUUAAAAAGUAAGUUUAUACCCACUUUGGAGCAGAAACUGAAGCAGGAUCAGAAGGUCUUGAAAAAGGCUGGGUUAUCUGGAGAUACUGUGAAGCCACUCAGUGAAGGCCUUUCUAUAUCUGACCCGCUGCUGCUGCCAGGAGAUGAAGUCUCGUCAAAUAAGAGCACAGCCUUAAAAGUGCUAGGGUCAGACACUCACAGCACAGCUGCACAGAGAAGACAGGAUGAAAGGACUAAAAGAAUCCAAGGCUCAGAAGAAAGCUUUGUGCCUACCACUGCAGCUGUGGGUCAUCAGAGAGAGAUUCAGAAACACACGGCCAGUGAUUCUAAAACCACCAGAAGAGCUGACAGGGAUAGGUUGCCAAGUGUUGAGAAACUGGAAGAGUUGAAGGCUAGGGAGCCAGGUGACCAGAACUUCAGCAGCAAAGUAGUACAGCGGGGCCGUGAGUUCUUUGACAGCAAUGGGAACUUCCUCUACAGAAUUUGAGUUUGGGCCUGGUUUCUGUCGAUGCUGUGACCCAGCUGGGCAAGUAGAUUUGAAGUUGCCAACAUUUCUGCAUCUGAUCGGCUGCUUUGGAAGAAAUGAGGCUAGGAUGUGGGUAGAGGAGCUACUUGGUUAGAGUCAGAUUCUGGAGUAAGCCCCUGUGGAUCUAAACCUCAUUCAUCCUUGUUCCUUGGUCUCUAUUGAGAACAAGUAUCACACGUGAUAUGUCAUGAAUUUCUGUGUUAACUGUUUGGAGGAAAAGGAAAUUUUUCCUCUUGACCUUAUUUCCUUCUUGAUCACUGAACACUAACUGUUCUUGAAUGGUUUAAUCAAUUGAUUUCCUUACGUGCAAAAUAAAAUAAAAUGUAGUAGUUUGUUGUUU